GCAAACUUGCUGAAUUGCAUUUUUAUGUAGAGCGACUGGCGAUCGAAUCCCCUCCGUUCCCAGUCGUCUCGUGAACUUUAUCGGUUACGCACAUAUAUGUAUUAUAAAUUAUUCCAUUGGCAAUAAAUCUAUCAGGAAGUUAUUCGUUUCACUCCCUAAGCCCCACCAGCACACGCGACACUGGUGACCCGCGAAAAAGUGAACAAAAGUGUAGUAGUAAUUUCAGACUCAAAAUUUAUUGUGAAAAAUGAACCCACAAGUGCCACCUCAAAUUGACCAGCCUGUUAAAAUUCCGGUACCACCGCCCGCCGUCGCCGGUACUUCGACCAUGGCGGACACGGAAGAGAAAUUAGGAUAUGGGUUGUCUGCAAUUAGCCUAACCAAUAAAAUUCCGGAUUUUUGGACAGAUCAACCGAGGGUUUGGUUUAUUCGAACAGAGGCGAUAUUAGCACCACAGAAAAUGGGAGAUGAUUCUAAAUUUAAUAUCGUCGUAUCAAAAUUGACUAAGGAUGCCAUUCAACAAGUAUCCGAUUUACUUAUCGAUCCACCAAAAACUAACAAAUUCGAAAGUCUGAAGGCCAGAUUACUACAAAUUUACGAGGAGUCAGAAAACAGGAAAAUACAGAAAUUGAUCGGGGAAAUGGAGCUUGGGGAACAAAAGCCUUCCCAGCUAUUGCGCCGCAUGCGCGAUCUCGCAAGGGGUAAGAUUCCUGACGAAACCCUUCGUAUAUUGUGGCAAGGUCAUCUGCCACCAGCGGCGAGAGCUGUUCUUGCGGUGACGGAGAAUGUGGAUUUAGAAAGUUUGUGUGACAUUGCCGAUAAAAUCCAAGAGACGACUCGGCCUGAGAACGUCGCCGAGGUUUCCCAGGUCUCAUCAGAUCAGUGCGACAAAAUUAUGGCAGAGAUAGCCAAAAUAAAUGUUCGGUUGAACCAAAUGGAUACGAGGUCAAGGUCAAUCCAACGCGACAGAGGUAAUAAACGUUCAUCAUACCGUACGCGCAGCGCUUCCCGGCAGCGUACACCCAAUAGCCCCGAUUGGCUCUGUUUCUACCACUACCGAUUCAAGAAUCGUGCCAAGAAAUGUGAGAAACCAUGUGCUUGGAAAACUCCGGAAAACUAACGAGAGUGCAGCCAGUGGCGGAAGUCUGCACCGUUUUGCCAUCCCACCGCCUUUGCGUAACAGAUUUAAAUAGUGGACUACGUUUUUUAGUGGAUACAGGUGCUAACGUUUCGGUGAUUCCACGCAAAAAAAAAUCCUUUAGUGAUAGUGAGUGC
This is a messenger RNA of Amyelois transitella, 1275 nucleotides long. RefSeq lists its product as uncharacterized. Lineage: Eukaryota; Metazoa; Arthropoda; Insecta; Lepidoptera; Pyralidae. Bases 248 to 1120 code for a protein of 290 amino acids. The record is from RefSeq and is a predicted model, not a curated record. The transcript has a single exon.